AGGAUUGAAGAACCCUUGCCUCCAAAUUUCCCCAAGGAAGGCCUGAAUCCCAGCGAGACUUUUCUCCGGCCUCAGUGAAGUGGCCAAUGAAGGGGAGUGGCACCAAUGGAGCUGCAGCUCGUGCUUUCCGAUCUCUUGAUCUCUCUCCUAUGGGUUUGGUCUGGUUCUAUCCUUCGCUACUUUGCCUACACCUUCUUCGGACUAGGGAUGCACACCGGGAUCGGCCUUCUCAAGCUUAUUCUCGCUGUUCUGUAUAUCUCCUUCUCUUGGCUCGGCAAGGCCACCAAUGGUGGAGCUUACAACCCUCUCAUGGUUCUCUGUCAUGCUAUUUCUGGGAGUUUCUCUGGGUUUCUAUUCGUCAUCUUUGUGAGGAUCCCUGCUCAGGCCUUUGGUUGGGCUUGUGUUCAAGGGGACCAUACGACCAAGGAGCAUUUGCUUGUUUACUGGCUCGCACCAGUUGAGGGCGCUUUGUUAGGAGUAUGGGCGUGUAGUUUGUUUGUUGACCUUAAGAAGCACAAGGAACAUCAUCAAACUAGUUACAAGGUUAAAUCAGAGUGAGAAAGGCAAGGUAUUUGGGUUUCAUUGUUUGUGGGAACUACCACAGCUGACUUCUGUGGGAAGGAUAGCCGGAGUGUUUCUCUCUUGGGCAGUGAUCAGAAAGUUGGUGACAGAUACUUUUCUAGAUCUUUGAGCAUGUCCAUAAGCACACCAAAUGACCAGGCUUAAUUCUCAAGCCAUCAAAGACAAGAUCUCUUGGAAAGACUAGCCAUAUCAUCUUUGAUGCGUAUGAUCUUGUUACUUUGUAAUGUAAGUAAUUUAAUUUAUCAACGUUGCUUGGGAGAAAAGUUUAAUGUAUAGGCCUCGUGGUAAAAAACAUGAAAUUUGCUGCCUGUUGGAGAAACAAACCAAGUAAUGAUAAGCUUUGACCAAUCAUCUUGUGUUUCAGUCGAGUUCGUAUUAUUUGCUUUAACCAUCAGCCGAGCACUUUCCCAAUAUAACAGACAAUUAAAAACAGUUGACAAGUUUUUGGCAAGCAUGACGCAAGUAAU
Dioscorea cayenensis subsp. rotundata (Guinea yam) is the source of this 1049-nucleotide messenger RNA. RefSeq names its product probable aquaporin SIP2-1. The transcript is spliced from 3 exons. The record is from RefSeq and is a predicted model, not a curated record. Gene Ontology annotation, molecular function: channel activity. The coding region runs from base 106 to 558 and encodes 150 amino acids. NCBI's taxonomy places the organism in Eukaryota, Viridiplantae, Streptophyta, Magnoliopsida, Dioscoreales, Dioscoreaceae.